AUGGAGCAGAAACGUGCCCGCCACGCUGCCAAGUUUGAGCUGAGCACAGAGUCGGAGUUGGAUCAAUCGGAAAGGCGUUCGAUGGCGCAUAUGAAAAGACUGCUGAAUUUCGAUUCCCUGGGAUUACGAGCGGAUGUGGCGGAAACGGCAACGUCGAAGCUAGGUUACAAGCGGCCGACCACCGUACAGGCGCUGUGCAUACCAGAAAUAUUGAAUAAUGACCAGGAUGGACCAAUCUUAUGCGCGGCAGAGACGGGUGGAGGCAAGACUGGAGCAUAUCUGCUGCCCAUCAUUCACACCUUGAAACAGCAAGAGGAGGAUGCGGUCCGUGCGGUUGCCGAGUCAGAAUCGGCGCUGGACAUUGUGGAGGCUAUGACGACCGAUGGCCAGGCUUUCAGCGCAACAGCGGGGCUAUCACAAAUUCGCAAACUCCGCAGACCCAGGGCGGUCAUUGUUGUGCCAUCUCGGGAGUUGGUGAUGCAAGUUACCGAGACUGCGAAAACCAUGUGUCACUCAGUUCGACUCCGUGUAGUCGGUGCUCACGCCGGGAUCACCAAGUCCGACAUGGAGGCCAAGAUCGUUAACGCGCCGGUCGAUCUGUUGGUCGCCACGCCGGGGUCGUUGAACUUCUUGCUCACAAAAGAAGGGUUUGCCUUUUCGCAAACCCGACUCCUUGUGAUUGACGAAGCCGACACGAUGACCGACGAAGAUUUCGGACCGGACCUGGAACGCAUCCUUCGAUUAUCCGAGGAACAGCGCACCAAGCAACACCAGCGCUGUCAAACCGUCUUUGUCUCCGCCACCGUGCCCGUCUCCUUAAUCCGCACUCUCGAACGCCAUUUCCCAACCUACCGCCGCAUCGCCACCCCCUCAGUGCACCGCACCGUCCCAGGCCUAACCCAACGUUUCGUCCGCAUCGAGAACGGCACAGUGAAGCAGACCAUGUUGCUCGACAUCCUCAAACGCGCGGUCCUGAUGGACGACCGCAUCAUCAUUUUUUGCAACACGCGCAAGAGCUGCGAGGCCGUGACGAAUUUGCUGCGGAGCAAGGAGUAUGACGUGCAGGACAUCUCGUCGAAUGUGCAUGUCAGUUUCAGGGCCAAGGCGUUGAAGCGGUUCGCGGCGGCCGUCGACCCGCUCGCGAGUCUCAAGGAGGUGGAGAAUGUUGAGCGGCAGACGAUCAACCGCGUGCCUAUCAUCCUCGUCGCGACGGAUAUUGCGUCCCGUGGACUGGACACGGUGAAUGUUGGGCAUGUGAUCUUGUAUGAUUUCCCGCAGACUGCGAUUGAUUACUUGCAUCGGGUGGGAAGGACUGCGAGGAAUGGGCGGUCGGGGAGGGCUACGAGUAUUGUGGCCAAGAAGGAUAUGGCGUUGGCGGAUAGCAUUGAGAGUAGUAUCAGGGGUCGAAUGAGCUUGGCGUAG
Molecule: messenger RNA, 1422 nt
Organism: Fimicolochytrium jonesii
Lineage: Eukaryota; Fungi; Chytridiomycota; Chytridiomycetes; Spizellomycetales; Powellomycetaceae
Product: P-loop containing nucleoside triphosphate hydrolase protein
Exons: 1
Coding region: 1-1422 (473 amino acids)
Molecular function (GO): nucleic acid binding; RNA helicase activity; ATP binding
Source: RefSeq, a predicted model, not a curated record